Molecule: messenger RNA, 954 nt
Organism: Aspergillus ochraceoroseus IBT 24754
Lineage: Eukaryota; Fungi; Ascomycota; Eurotiomycetes; Eurotiales; Aspergillaceae
Product: legume-like lectin family protein
Exons: 5
Coding region: 1-954 (317 amino acids)
Biological process (GO): endoplasmic reticulum to Golgi vesicle-mediated transport; endoplasmic reticulum organization; Golgi organization
Cellular component (GO): endoplasmic reticulum-Golgi intermediate compartment; COPII-coated ER to Golgi transport vesicle; Golgi membrane
Molecular function (GO): D-mannose binding
Source: RefSeq, a predicted model, not a curated record
AUGCUGCUACCGCGGCUUUCAACCCUCCUCUAUCUUGCUGGCCUAGCGGCUGUGCCUGCAGUCAACGCCUACGAGGGCGAUGAGAAUGUUAAGAGCCUCCCCCCGUACUUGGAUUCGGACUUCCAAAGCCGCUGGUUCGAUUUUGGGGGUGAUACGAUAAUUCGCGCCGAUCAAUACAUUCGUCUCACGUCCGAUCGACCGUCGCAACAAGGAUGGAUUUUCUCUCGAGUUCCUCUUACCACGACAAAUUGGGAGAUCGAGGUCGAAUUCCAAAUUCAAGGAAAUGGUAACCUCCACGGUGACGGCUUUGCCAUGUGGCUCACAAAGCAGCGCGCGACACAGGGUCCGGUCUUCGGAUCGACGGAUAACUUCGAGGGACUGGGUAUUUUCUUCGAUACCUACAAGAACAACCGCCCCGGUACUUCGUUCCCUUACGUCAUGGCCAUGAUGGGCGAUGGACAAACCAGCUAUGACCAGGCUCAUGAUGGCAAGGCCAAUGAGUUGGCAGGCUGCUCGGCCCGUGGUCUACGAACGGCUUCUGUCCCUACUAAGGCGCGCUUGACCUACUUCCAGGACAAGUCCUUGACACUCGACCUGCAGUACAAGUCAGAGGGAACCUGGACCAACUGCUUCACUGUCACAGCCCCCGAAACAAAUAUCGCGAUCCCAUCCGUCGCGUAUCUAGGGUUUUCUGCCGAGACCGGUGAGCUGAGCGACAACCACGACAUCAUCUCCGUCAAGGCCCAGAACCUGUACAACACCGGCCGCUCCGGUUCUGACUCCAAGGGCCCUGCCCGUCCCGUUGAACGACCCCGCUCGAAGUUCAGCAAACAGAAGAAGGAGGGAAGCUGGGGAUGGUUCCUGUUCAAGGUUUUCUUCUUUUUGGCCGCUGUUGCCGGUGCUUACGUUGGCUGGACUGUAUACCGCUCCAAAACCCGUUACUCACGAUUCUAA